Lolium rigidum is the source of this 2886-nucleotide messenger RNA. Its product is annotated as transcription termination factor MTEF18, mitochondrial. The record is from RefSeq and is a predicted model, not a curated record. Gene Ontology annotation, biological process: regulation of DNA-templated transcription; chloroplast organization. The transcript has a single exon. Gene Ontology annotation, molecular function: double-stranded DNA binding. NCBI's taxonomy places the organism in Eukaryota, Viridiplantae, Streptophyta, Magnoliopsida, Poales, Poaceae. Gene Ontology annotation, cellular component: chloroplast. The coding region runs from base 1 to 1716 and encodes 571 amino acids.
AUGCCACUCUUACGCGCCGCGCUCCGCCGCUUAUUCUCCACCGAGUCGUCGGGGACCCCGAAGCUACGGAAUCUGCCGUACCGACUCCGCCGCGCCGCUGUCCCCGCCGCUCGCACCGCCGUCUCUGACUACCUCAUCUCCACGCGCUACCUACCCUCCUCCCAUGCCGACUCCAUCGCCGGCCUCGCCCCGCGCUCCCUCCUCGACUUCCUCGCCGGUAUCCCGGCCGUACCCAGUACCUUACCUUCCUCCGACCUCCCCUCGCUCCUCCGCCGCCACCUCUCCUACCACCCUCUCAACGAGCUCCCCUUCUUCCUCGAGUCCAUCGGCCUACCCCCUUCCAUCGACUCCGACCUCAUGUUCCUCAACGACCAUCCCUCCCUCCUCCAGGCCGUCGCCGUGCUCGCGCAUUUCGGCUUCCCGUGGUCCCGUCUCGGCCUCCUCUUCCCAAAUGUCCUCCUCCAAGUCCCUCCCGACCUCAUCUCCGCCCGCCUCGUCGCCCUUGAGGAAUGCCUCCGCCCAUUGCUCCGUGCCGCCAUCAUUGCUGCCUGCCUUGCUUUCCCCUCGCUUAUUGAGAAUGAUCUCUCCAGCAGUGCCCCCCUGGUCGAUGAUCUUAGGAGGGCGUAUGGAGGAUUGGAUCCGGAUUUGGGGGCUAGCAAUGACAUUGAUAUGUUCUUGCGGGUGUGCCGCAGGAUGCAGAUGUUCUACGAUGCUGGGGUGAAGAUUGGGAGCAUCGGAGGGCUUGUUGGGUGCAAUCAGAGGGUGUUUCUUGAGCUUAAGGAGGAGCUGAUUGGUGAGAGGUUGAAAUUCUUCAAGAGUCUGGGGAUGGCAGGGGAGGAAGCAGGCAAGUACUUACUGAGCAAUCCUGGGGUUUUCGAUAUUGAUUUUGAUGAUGUGGUGAUCUCAGUGCCGGAGUACCUGAGGAGAGUUGGAUUGGUCGACGAUGAGGUUGAUGCGGCGGUGAAGUUGCACCCAUUUGUGGUUGGGAGGAACAGGCUGAAGAACCUCCCUGGUGUGCUGCGGGCAAUGGGGCUGAGUCAUCGGUUCCUGGAGAAAAUUUCUGGUGGCGGGGAGAGCUUGCGGUAUUUGUCACCAGAUUUCGUGGCGGAGGAUGCUAGUUAUGAUCUGGAGGUUGAAAGAGCAUUCUUGGAUAGAAUGGUUAAGGUGAAGGCGGAGAAGAAUGUGCAGCUUGUGGAUGCCAAACUGGAGUUCUUGAAGAGCAUCGGGUAUGGUGAGAACAAGAUAGCCACACACGUAAUCCCCGUUCUGCACAGCACUCAGGAAAUGCUGCAAGAGCGAUUUGACUACCUCCUCGAAAGAGGGGUGGAGUACACGAUGCUGUGUCGGAUAGUGAGUGUGUUCCCAAAGGUACUGAACCAGGGCAAGGAGAUGCUCAAUGAGAAGUUGAACUACAUGACUCUGGAGCUGGGGUACUCUUUGGAGUAUCUUGAUUGCUUCCCAGCACUACUGUGCUUUGAUUUGGAGAACCGGGUCAAGCCUAGGUAUGCAAUGCUUCGGUGGCUCCAAGAGUAUGGUCUUCUUAAAAGACCACUAGCCCCGGCAACCGUGCUUGCUAACUCAGAGAAGAAGUUCAUUUCCAACCUCUACAAUGUGCAUCCUGCAGUGCCAAAGCUGUGGCUUGAGUGCUUUUCUUCAAGAAUACACAUGGAGUGUUACCUCAAGAAUAUACAACACCAGCAUCCAGAUAAUGAAUAACUGGAUGGCUUGAAUUAUAUUGGCAUGAUUAUGAGAACCAUUGGUACAGAGGAUUGUGAUCCUUUCCCUCCAGAAGGUACUAGUCAGUCAUUGCAUCUUCCCAUUGUGCAAAAUUCUUUGCUCCUGCAUAUUUAGCUGUAGAGCGCAGGAUGAUGAAGUGGAACAUAGCAAUUCAAGAGCCAACCAUGUAAUUCAAUUUUGAUAAAACUGUGUUGUACAUUGUAGAUCUAGGACUAUGCAUUUGCCGUUUGACGGUUAGGCAUCACAUGGAGAAACAUAAUAUAUUGAUCUGAGGUGAUAGACUACUACUGAUCAUAAUUAACAUUUUGGUUAAAUGAUGUUUCCAACAUCGUCAUUUGGUUGCAUCAUGCUGAACUCAUGUUAUAUAGCACUGUAAGAACAUGCUAUAUAAACAAAGAUUGCUGGCUUAUGACAGGAAAAGAAACUUUAAUUGUAUUUGCACCACAAUUAUUGAUAUCGUUCAGCUGUGAAUUGCUAUUACAUUAUGUCUUGCAAUAUUUUUUAAUGUGAUGCUAUCUCUUAUAUUACUGCUAUCUCUUCAGGAGGUACUGUAUUUUGUACUUUAGAUCCAUGGUAAUUUACAUUUGGUUAUUAUUACUUACCCUCAAAUGAAAGGCAAUCAGUUCAGAACUUGCAGUAUUAAUCCAAUCACACCUUUGUUACUUGAUUUGUUCGUAUUCAAUUGAAAUUGUUAGAUCCUGUAAUUCUUUAAAAUGUCUUGAAUAAAUCAGGUCUGGAUUGCAAACUUUGCAUUUUAAGUAAUUGGCGUGGACUGGUAACUAUGAGUUUGUAUCGGGUAAGUUGGUCAUGAAUAUGAGAUGUUUGUCAUAAUCCAACAGUUAGUUCCCUAUAUCUGUGAACUGUAUAUGGACAGUUAACCACUGUUACAGUUCACGAGUAUGAAAUAUGCUGAUUGCCAAGCAUAAGACGGAACCAAUUGAAAAAUAAUUUUAAAAGUUAAUACAGAUUGAAAGGCUGAUAUUAUUUAAGUAAACAACUCUGAGCUAUGCAAAACCAAUUUGAAAUCAUGUAAACAUUAGUGAAGUCUGAAAUUAUGGUAGAGUAGUAAACAACUGCAGGCUGAUAGGUACUCCAUCUGAUCACUAAUAUAUGUGGCUUUGUAAUUGGACAUUGCCACAGUUCUUCAAG